This is a messenger RNA of Psammomys obesus (fat sand rat), 1143 nucleotides long. RefSeq names its product serpin family B member 7 (gene Serpinb7). Gene Ontology annotation, molecular function: serine-type endopeptidase inhibitor activity. Lineage: Eukaryota; Metazoa; Chordata; Mammalia; Rodentia; Muridae. Gene Ontology annotation, biological process: negative regulation of endopeptidase activity. The coding region runs from base 1 to 1143 and encodes 380 amino acids. The transcript is spliced from 7 exons. The record is from RefSeq and is a predicted model, not a curated record.
AUGGCCUCCCUUGCUGCAUCAAAUGCAGAAUUUGGCUUUGACUUAUUCAGAGAGAUGGAUAGCAGUCAAGGAAAUGGAAAUGUAUUCUUCUCUUCGCUGAGCAUCUUCACUGCUCUGGCCCUAAUCCGUUUGGGUGCUCGAGGUGACUGUGCACGUCAAAUUGACAAGGCACUUUACUUUAACAUCCCAUCAAGACAAGGAAACUCUUCUAACAAUCAGCCAGGGCUGCAGUAUCAAUUGAAAAGAGUUCUCGCUGACAUAAACUCAUCUCAUAAGGAUUAUGAACUCAGCAUUGUCAAUGGACUUUUUGCAGAGAAAGUGUAUGACUUUCAUAAGAGCUACAUUGACUGUGCUGAAAAGUUAUACAACGCCAAAGUGGAAAGAGUUGACUUCACAAAUGACAUAGAAGUAACCAGAUAUAAAAUUAAUAAAUGGAUUGAAAAUGAGACACAUGGCAAAAUCAAGAAGGUCCUAGGUGGCAACAGCCUCAGCUCAUCGGCUGUCAUGGUGCUGGUGAAUGCUGUUUACUUCAAAGGCAAAUGGAAAUCUGCUUUCACCAAGAGUGAGACCCUCAGUUGCCGCUUCAGGUCUCCCACGUGUCCUGGGAAAGCUGUUGCUAUGAUGCACCAAGAACGAAGGUUCAAUUUGUCGACAAUUCAGGAUCCACCCAUGCGGGUUCUUGAGCUGCAAUAUCAUGGCGGCAUAAGCAUGUACAUCAUGCUGCCCGAGAAUGAUCUAUCCCAAAUUGAAGGCAAGCUGAGCUUUCGGAAUCUAAUGAACUGGACCAGUAGGAGGAAAAUGAAAUCUCAGUACGUGAAUGUGUUUCUUCCUCAGUUCAAGAUAGAGAAGAAUUAUGAAAUGAGAAGCCAUUUGAAAUCUUUAGGGUUGAAAGAUAUCUUUGAUGAGUCCAGUGCAGAUCUCUCUGGAAUUGCUUCUGGAGGUCGUCUCUAUGUAUCAAAGCUAAUGCACAAGUCAUUCAUAGAGGUCAUGGAGGACGGCACAGAGGCCUCUGCUGCCACAGAAAGUAACAUCGUUGAGAAGCUGCUUCCCGAAUCCACAGUGUUCAGAGCUGAUCGCCCCUUUCUGUUUGUCAUCAGGAAGAACGGCAUCAUCUUAUUCACUGGAAAAGUCUCCUGUCCUUAA